AUGGCCAGCACCACGUCCGCCUCGAGGCUGCAAACUUUCACGGAAGAAUGGCUUCCCGGCUGGGACGGCCUCAACUUCUACACACGCACGUACACGCCGGCUGACGGCGCUCCACGAGCGGUCGUGCUCUUUGUUCAUGGCUUUGCCGAGUACAUCGGCCGCUACGAGUGGGCGCACGGCGUGUACGCCACGCGCGGCAUCGCGGUCGUCGCCUUCGACCAACGCGGCUUUGGUCUCACUGCGAUGGGCGAUAGCGCCCACGUGAGCAAGGCGAGCAAGUACGGGAAGACGAGCUGGCGCAACCAGUUUGCAGAUAUCGACUGGUGGCUCCGCCACGUCCGCGAUAGAUUCCCCGGCGUGCCUGUGUUCCUGAUGGGCCAUUCGAUGGGAGGUGGCCUCUCACUUGGCUUCGCGACCCGCACCAGUCCGCCCCCAGCGCCGGACGGCGUGGCACAUCUUUCGGGUGUUAUUGCCUCAAGUCCUCUCAUCUUGCUCACUCAUCCCAGCAGUCGCAUCCUGCGCUUUUUGGGGUGGUUAGCUUCAUUUGUCCUGCCUUCCUUCGUGAUUCCUGCCCCUGUCAACCCCGACCACCUCUCUCAUGACCUAGCUAUAAACGCCGCAAAUGCCAAGGAUCCUUUAUGUCCCCAGAGCGGUUCUGUCAAAGGCGUCAACGAUAUGCUCAACGGCGGGGAGGAACUUUUCCGGAAUUCGUACAAGAAUUGGCCAAAGGAGCUACCUCUUUACAUGGUGCAUGGUACCGGCGACGAGGUAACGUCUUGUAAAGCUUCCGAGGAAUUCUGCGAGAAGGUUGUCGCAGAUGAUAAGACUUUUGUUCCUGUAGAGGGAGGAUUCCAUGAACUAGCCAACGAAACCCCAGGGGGCAUGAAAGACAGAUAUGUUGACGGCUGCAUUGCCUGGAUUCUGGAGCACGUCGAGACCACGCCACUCACUCAACUCUGA
Molecule: messenger RNA, 960 nt
Organism: Epithele typhae
Lineage: Eukaryota; Fungi; Basidiomycota; Agaricomycetes; Polyporales; Epitheliaceae
Product: lysophospholipase
Exons: 6
Coding region: 1-960 (319 amino acids)
Cellular component (GO): membrane
Molecular function (GO): lipase activity
Source: RefSeq, a predicted model, not a curated record